Messenger RNA from Talpa occidentalis (Iberian mole), 1160 nucleotides. It is a transcript of the gene CXCR2, whose product is annotated as C-X-C motif chemokine receptor 2. Gene Ontology annotation, molecular function: interleukin-8 binding; C-X-C chemokine receptor activity. Lineage: Eukaryota; Metazoa; Chordata; Mammalia; Eulipotyphla; Talpidae. Bases 89 to 1156 code for a protein of 355 amino acids. Gene Ontology annotation, biological process: G protein-coupled receptor signaling pathway; immune response; neutrophil chemotaxis. The record is from RefSeq and is a predicted model, not a curated record. Gene Ontology annotation, cellular component: membrane. The transcript has 2 exons.
CGCCCUGUGAGUCUGCUCAUCUAACCUCUGAAGGUGUCUUCAGGUGAAAAGCUCAGAAUCCUGGCCAAGAUUUAAGUGUACCUCAAAUAUGGAAGCUUUUAACUGGGAGUAUUAUGACUUCGAAAACUUCACUGGUAAUUACAGUUACAACACUGAACUGCCUGAUAUUCAACCAGACUCUGCCCCCUGCUUGCCAGAAUCUUGGGAAAUCAACAAGUAUGCAGUGGUUGUUAUAUAUGUUCUGGUGUUUCUGCUGAGCCUGCUGGGGAACUUUCUGGUGAUUCUGGUCGUGUUAUACAGCCAGAUCAGCCGCUCUGUCACCGAUGUCUACUUGCUGAACCUGGCCGUGGCUGACUUCCUCUUUGCCUUGACCCUGCCUAUCUGGGCUGCUUCCAAGGCAAAGGGCUGGAUCUUUGGCACAACCUUGUGCAAGCUGGUCUCACUCCUGAAGGAGAUCAACUUUUACAGCAGCAUCCUGCUGCUGGCCUGUAUCAGCGUGGACCGCUACCUGGCCAUUGUCCACGCCACACGCACACUGACCCAGAAGCGGCACUGGGUCAAGUUCAUCUGCCUAGGCAUCUGGACCUUGUCCUUUAUCUUGUCCAUGCCCCUCUUCCUCUUCCGCAAGCAAAUUCACCCACCCUCCUUCAGCCCAGUCUGCUAUGAGGACAUGGGAGCUAAUACAACAAAAUGGCGGAUUAUCAUGCGGGCCCUGCCCCAGACAUUUGGCUUUCUCCUGCCACUGCUGGUCAUGCUGUUCUGCUACGGAUUCACCCUGCGCACACUGUUUGCCGCCCACAUGGGGCAGAAGCACCGGGCCAUGAGGGUCAUCUUUGCUGUGGUGCUCAUCUUCCUGCUCUGCUGGCUGCCCUACAACCUGGUGCUGGUGGCGGACACGCUCAUGAGGUUGGGGGUGAUCCAGGAAACCUGUGCACGGCGCAACCACAUUGGCCGGGCCCUGGAUGCCACCGAGAUUCUGGGCUUUUUCCACAGCUGCCUCAAUCCCUUCAUCUAUGCCUUCAUUGGCCAGAAGUUUCGCCACGGCCUCCUCAAGAUCAUGGCCAGCCAUGGCCUGAUCAGCAAGGAGUACUUGGCCAAGGAGGGCAGGCCUUCCUUUGUUGGCUCUUCUUCAGGGAACACGUCAACGACCCUUUAAAACC